This is a messenger RNA of Anguilla anguilla (European eel), 669 nucleotides long. RefSeq names its product type-4 ice-structuring protein LS-12-like. The transcript is spliced from 4 exons. Gene Ontology annotation, cellular component: extracellular region. The coding region runs from base 110 to 532 and encodes 140 amino acids. The record is from RefSeq and is a predicted model, not a curated record. Gene Ontology annotation, biological process: lipid transport; lipoprotein metabolic process. Gene Ontology annotation, molecular function: lipid binding. Lineage: Eukaryota; Metazoa; Chordata; Actinopteri; Anguilliformes; Anguillidae.
UGGUCUUUUGUCUUCGAAUGAGGAUAAAUACCCGGGACACCCAAGGAAAAAGCACCAUCAGGUCUACUUCGAACCCAAGCAGUGAAGGUUCCCUGUCCAAUCAGCAGCCAUGAAGUUCUCUCUCGUCGCCGCCCUCGUUGUUGUACUGGCCCUGGCCAUUGGCAGUGAGUCCGUUUCCGUGGUGAAGCGCGAAGCCCCUGAGCUGGAGCAGCUGACCCAGUACUUCCAGGACCUGUCCGCCACCCUCACCCGCACCACCCAGGACAUCAUGGAGAAGCUGAAGGCCCACGAGCUGACCGGACAGGCCCAGGCCUACAUCGAGGAUGGGAGAGCCCAGUUGCAGCCCCUGGCCGAGAAGAUCCAGGAGCAGCUGAAGCCCCUGGCCGCCAACAUCGAGGAGCAGCUGAAGCCCCUGACCGACUCCGUGCAGGCCCAGAUCAAGCCCCUGGCCGACUCCGUCCAGGCCCAGCUGGAGGAGCUGUGGAAGAAGGUUCUGGAACAGACCAAGGCCCUGGCUCCUGCUCCCCAGUAAAAACCCAUCCGCUACCCAGCUCUCUACAGCUCGCCGCUCCUUCCCCCUGGGAUGGGGGUAGGGGGUUGCGGGAACCUCGAAAAACACCCCCGGUUCGGACCUCCAUCUGUCUGCACCCAACCCCCCCCCCCCCCCCC